This is a messenger RNA of Schistosoma curassoni, 723 nucleotides long. The record is from the annotation of a GenBank genome assembly. Lineage: Eukaryota; Metazoa; Platyhelminthes; Trematoda; Strigeidida; Schistosomatidae.
CACAGGUUCACCAACCUACUAUCUUUGUUACUGAAGACUGAACCCGCGUUAAUGGACUACAAGGUCAAUUCCGCGAUAAAACAUGCGUCUAAAUGUUGUUGUUGCAGUUUCUGAAAACUGGGGUAUCGGGAAGGGUGGAGGUUUGCCUUGGAAAAUAAAGAAAGACAUGGAAUUUUUCAAAUUAAUAACAACUAAAGCUCAUCCAGGUCUCAAAAAUGCGGUUGUUAUGGGGAGAUUUACAUGGGAAUCUAUACCAGAGAGCUUCAAACCACUAAAGGAUAGGAUUAACAUAGUGGUAUCAAGCACGCUAUCACACGCACCACCACGUGUUCAAAUUGUUCCCAAUCUUAAUGCGGCCAUUGACUUGUUAUAUAAUGAAGAAUUUAGCUCCAUAGUAGAUGAGGUUUUUAUCAUUGGUGGGCAUCGUCUUUACGAAGAAGCCUUGAAACAAUCCAUAUACCCGGUUCGUAUCUAUUGUACGCACAUACUAAAUGAGGUGGACUGCGAUACUUAUUUCCCAAAACUGGAUUGGAGUAAACUGAAAAAAGUUGAUCUACCGGAUAUACCAGCGGGUACUUUCACAGAGAAUGGAUUUACAUACAAAUUCUGUGUUUACGACGUUCCAUCCGAACAGCUUAUGUAAUUUAUAAAUUCAUUAGUAGAUAUCAUUUAAUCAAAUAUUUAUUCGUAAAAUUUUUAAUUUUAAAUACAAAUCGUUUUAUA